UUUUCCGUCUUUCGUGAAUUACGUUUCGCUCGGAUUCUUUCACGAUAAUCUUACGAUAAAUGUAUGGCGAAGUUUUAUGAUUUUUGCGUGGGUCGAAGUGUACAGUGGUGAAUGCGGACACGCGACACGAUCGACGAAUGAUACGUUCGAUGAAAGGUGAAAGGUGAGUAAUGAGCCGCAAUGAUUCAGGGAACACGUGCUGCUGGCUGCAACAUUUACCACAGGCGUUCACGAGUGAAAUUACCGGAGUACGAUGGUUCGUGGUGGUUCGAACGAUUUCUUCUUGUUUCCUUCUCUGUCAAUUGGAACAUCGAAAAAAUCUGUGAUUUCGAGGAUUCGCGUGACGCGAUGUAAUUAACGAAUCGUUUAAUCGAUGCGUAAUCCGAUCGAUCGAUACCAUCAUACAGCCAAGGAACAUUUGUUCAUACAUCAUAUAAAGUGACGUGUUAUCGAUGGUGCAACGUGGUGAUUCUGAGAAGAUAAGUUAAAAAUAUCAAAUAACAUCCUGUUUUUUGAUCGGUUAAACGCUUUAACCGGUCGAUUCCGUGCCAAAGUAUCCAAAAAAUGCGGAGCGAUCAAAGUACCGUAUUUAAGUCUCUCUAAAAUUGGAGACAGAAUUUUUUUUACAUUUCUUGGGAAUCCUGCGUUUCGAAACAUUCGGUCGUCGAAAGUUUCGUUCUUGUAUACCUGUGUCUAAAUUCUCGGUAACAUAGUGAACCGUGUAUAUAUGAAAUUGGGAUUCCAGUCACGAGGAAAGCGUGCAUAUAAUUAUGUAGCGAGAGAGGAAGCGCACGUGAAUAAAAGAUCCCCCUUUUUUCUAACAAUAUACAUACUUCCACCUUUUGAUGCCGGCGAUUAUCGUACUUCUUUUAGGGAACACGUCAACGUGUUCGAGUGUUUCUAUAAAAAUAUUGUGCAGUUCCUUUUCAAUAAUUUUCUUCGAUAAAAAUGACAAUGAAAUUCCUUUUCUAAUCGAAAUGUAAUGGAACAGUAUUUACACGUUUUGGUACUGUUAUUCAGAUAUAUUCUUUGUAGCGUAUUUUAUGAUAUAGUUAAAAUUCAGAGCAUUCGAAAGAGGACAAAAGAGAUCAGCGUUGAAAAAUUGUUCGCGUAUCUGGGUCAUGUAACGAGAAACAUCUUAUUUGCAUCCUCCUACUGCAUGAAAUUCUAUGCUCGCGGUUCGCAACGUUGAUGAAAAAUUGAUGAAGCUGCAACAGGUGAUUCCGCUCUUCCUACUACUGUCUCCGUCGAUCUGUUUAAUUACUCGUCGAUUAAUACGAUUUUAUUAUUACAUAAUUACAAGUUCAUUCAAACGAAUCGAAGCGAAUAAAGAUUUAAUUUGAGCCUGCUGCUAUUUUAUAAUGCGCAACGAUGCGACAGCGAAUAUACAUAUUUAUUUACGUAUUAAUGAACCAAUAUAGCAUCGUGAUCGAUAAAUAAACAAAUUAUUUCUAAUUACAUCUAUAAAUCCUAACGGAAAGCGAAGAAAUAAGAGAGAAAUUGGCCAACAUCGAUGUGUUAGCAGCGAUUAAUGCAUACAUAAAUAUCGUAUCGGAAAAUAAAUUUUUCUCGAACGUAGAUUACAACCGUAAUCGAGUUAAAUGUCAGGAGGAAAUAUUGUGGCAGCGGAGGAACAUUUAAUUCGUGGUGAAAAACGAGGUCUGUAGCGGCUGUUUGGCUCGAUAGUAGCUCACGAAACGUUGCAUAGUUAUCUCGGUAAACGUCGCGCUUAUCAGUGUCGCCAGGUAUUACGUGGAGCGAACGAGCGACGCAAAACACACCUGCAUUCCAACGUUCGCUUUUUCGAACAAGCUCGAGACAAAGACAGACUAUGUUCUCUUUCUUCCGUCUACAAGGGUCCUCGUUGUCCUGUCAAGACCUCUCUUCUCGCCACGAGUGUCCUUUCCUUUCUUCUCGACUGGGCGCAUCGACGACCCUCGAAAUUAGUUACAGAGAAACUUUGGAAAAGGGCAACCCGAUACCGAAGGUAUUCUAGAGAGCAGAUUUCCAAGAAAAUAUGUCAACGUUCGUUAGACCGAUGCACUUUCCUGCCUCUGCUAAUUUCGAAAUUUUCAAACCUAGGGCUCCCGGUAUUUCAGAAGUUUCCUGCGCGGAAAUUUACGUGUUUAUGAAUAUAGGAAGGUGACGCGAAAAAAUCCAUACGCGAGACGGACUUGAUCAGGUUCGAAGCGUAGAAAAGUCAGCUCGCAUGUUCGAGCGAAAAAUCGUAAAGUUUCAGUGGGGAACGAGUGCCGGUGUUCGCCAGUGGAAAGGAUCGAGAACAGGUUUAUAUCCGCGCGUGUGAACGAAGCGAAAGCGAGCUCAGUUUCUGAUCGGCUAUUCCGAAGAUCCGCGCGUGAUCCGCACGAAACUGCCGCGAAUCCACCGAAAUAAGGAACACUUUUCGACUCUGCGAUAGCGUAUAAGAUAACUGUUAAACGGUCGUCCAGAUCGUACGAUUGAGAUAAUUGGAAAAUUGUGAGAGGUACCAGGAGAGGCUAGUUCGGAGCGUGGGUCGUUCGCGCUGCACCUGUGGUCGCGAAAGCGUGAAUGAAGCUGUGAUUCCAGUUCAAAUUCCAUCGAAUCACGAUACGUUAAGUAACAUUUCGGUUUUCGAUCUAGAAAAACAUUUUUGAUCGCGUAAAUCUAAAAGUUCUUGACUUUUAGUACAUUUUUAAUCGAAUCGCUGUUAUGUACGAGUGACCAGUGAUACGUGAUAAGUGAUUUCUUAGCGCAGCGUGUAAAUGGAAGGCAUAUUCUUUGAAUAUCUUACCGCUCUGAGUUACCAAAAGAUCUGACAAGGUACUUGCAAGUAGUCAGAUUGCUUCCGAAGGAUUAAAAUGGCCGAAGCGAUGAAGCAGCUUCGACAAGAAGAAUCUUUCGCCCCUAUCAGGACCACGUAGCGAGCAGAAUCUGGUCAGCAAAAGCGAAACGCGAUCGGAACGUGUCAGCACGAGCGUUUCGUCGAAGCGAAUGCGUCAAGCGGAGUGGCCGAUAAAAGGCAUUCGCUGCAUCGUUCGCGGACAAGAUUAAAUGAAAUAAAAGCGUAUAAAAGAGAAGUGUACGAUACGAAGGGCCGAUGGUAUUCGUGCUCGCGAUAACUGCUAUUGGCCGACGCGAUUGCAAACGCUUUCGAUCGGAUAGUCCGAAUCGCGAGUCGCACGCGCGAACAAAUUACUCGCUUGAAAAUUGUACGUACGUAUCUAUGUAAUCGACGAACGGUCUCGUGACGCAAUCGGCACGAUUCAGCGCGCUGAUUGAGAUGAUCGUGAGCGACAAGGAUCGCGCGCAGAAAAGUACCGGCAUGCGCAUAGCAUGGAGCUUCCGGUUUCCAUCUAUGGGCACCCUGCAAAAUCUAGGCGCCAGUGGUCGUCGUCGGAAGAAGAACGGCAUAUCCUCUUCGGCAUCUUGUAAGGAUCUCUGUCAGAAACGACACACGGUCCACCUACAGCCGGAAGUUAUUAUUCAGAAGGAACCCUCUCUACUCGUUACCCCUCCAUCACCGGAUCAAUCCAGCGAGGAAAUUAGAAGAUUGUCGGAGGCGAAAACCGACGAGACGGAAGAGGAAGAGGUGGUGGACAGAAGGGAGGACCUGGACUCCUGUUUGGGCGAACCCGUUGCCAAAAGGGUUGACGACAACGACUACUCGAAUCUACCCAUGGAUCCGCCAGAGGAGUCGACACGCAAGCUUCUGGAGCGGGAACUUCGACUUCUGGAUCCUAGAGAUCUUCGAUCUCACGCCUGGUAUCAUGGCAGUACUCUUCGUGGCGGUAGGAAAGGCGCUGAAGCGGAAGUGCCGAACGACGGUGACUUCUUGGUCCGCGACUGUGCUUCGCAACCCGGUAACUAUGUGCUCACGGUCCGAUGGAAGGGUCAGCCCCUUCAUUUCGUCAUAAACAGGGUAGUGAUCCAACCAGAAACCGUGUACGAGAGAGCGCAGUACCAGUUCGAGGACGAAGCGUUCGACACGGUCGCGGACCUGAUAACCUUCUACGUGGGUAGCGGAAGACCCAUAAGCCAAGCUAGCGGUGCUCGUAUAAUCACCCCGAAACCAAGAUCUGUUCCCUUAACCUGCGUGCCAGCUGCCCCCAACAACCAGCACUGUUCCAGUCCUUCCUCCUCGUCCCUAUCAACCGGAUCCCCCCCUCGUCUACCUCGAAAACAGCAGCGAAGUCACUCGCUGACGGCCCAACAUCACCCCUCGGACCAACACGAUGCUCGUUCAGCGUCGAACCAACAGACCCCAGCUCCCCACGUGCCGGUCCAGUCGAGCACCCUGCCACGCGUCCCUCCGAUCCAGAACCAACCACCUUCGUGUUCCCUGUCCCUGGGUCGUCAGAAAAUCACCAGGGUGACAUCAGACCCGGCGCUUCAACAACAGCAACAGCCGGUACUUCAGCAACCUAGUCUGAAUCAUCAAAACUCCCAUGGAACAGCUCCGCCGAAACCGCCGAGGGUGCCGUACGUCCUCAACCAUCAACAUCAUCCGCAUCAUCACCACCAUCAUCACCAUCACCAUCAUCAGGGUUACCAAGCGUCAGGCAGCGACAGUGGGAACGGAUCAGGGGACAGUGAGUUCGAGACGAACAACUCCGGAGGCACCAGCAACCCGUCCUCCUCGGUAGCCAUCAAGGGUGUCGUGAUUAGAAGCCAUUACAAUACCAGCAACGAUGGUACCAACGGAAACAACGGGAACGAGUACGAAUUAUCGGCCGAGGAACAAUUAGUCGUGGCCGCGCCGUCGCUGGAGAUUACCACUGCCCUGGACAUCGAAGGGUUCACCACGUUGUUGCUACCAGCAGGGGAGCACAGACCUCUGGAUCCGACUGCUCUCAGAGGAGUGUCAGGGAUGCUGCACGAUUCUGCUCCCAGAGUGCUAGCCUCGCACUUGACCAAGAUCGACCUUGAGAUAGCUCUUCAGCCUGGUCCAGGAAACCGAAACGGUCUCAGCGGAAUAGAGUUAGCUACUUUACCUCAUGGUAGACAAGCCAGAAUAGAUCUGAUCGAACGAUCCGAGUGCUUAAAGCUUCUCGUAGCUGUGACCGUGCUGGCCGGAGCCACUGCCAUCGAGAGAGCUGCCACCAUCAGCAAGUGGAUCAAGGUUGCCAUCGACACCAAGACUGCCCUGGGCAAUCUGUACGGCUUCUGCGGAGUGAUGCUCGGUUUGUGUCUGCCUCAGAUCCAAAGGUUGGCUAACACGUGGCACCUGUUGAGGCAGAAGCACACGGACGAGGCCUUCAGCUUCGAGGCCAAGCUCAGACCCACCCUCCGGGCAAUGAACGAGUGCACCAACCCUCAGGCACCCAAUACGACACUGCCACACCUGCUGCCUAUCGCUUUGCUCGGUGAACGAGGUCCCGAGGACAUUUUGGGAACCGUAACUCCAUCGGGUUUGGCAGCAGCGAUCCUGUCCCCGUGGGAAAACCAACAGACCCCAGCUCCCCACGUGCCGGUCCAGUCGAGCACCCUGCCACGCGUCCCUCCGAUCCAGAACCAACCACCUUCGUGUUCCCUGUCCCUGGGUCGUCAGAAAAUCACCAGGGUGACAUCAGACCCGGCGCUUCAACAACAGCAACAGCCGGUACUUCAGCAACCUAGUCUGAAUCAUCAAAACUCCCAUGGAACAGCUCCGCCGAAACCGCCGAGGGUGCCGUACGUCCUCAACCAUCAACAUCAUCCGCAUCAUCACCACCAUCAUCACCAUCACCAUCAUCAGGGUUACCAAGCGUCAGGCAGCGACAGUGGGAACGGAUCAGGGGACAGUGAGUUCGAGACGAACAACUCCGGAGGCACCAGCAACCCGUCCUCCUCGGUAGCCAUCAAGGGUGUCGUGAUUAGAAGCCAUUACAAUACCAGCAACGAUGGUACCAACGGAAACAACGGGAACGAGUACGAAUUAUCGGCCGAGGAACAAUUAGUCGUGGCCGCGCCGUCGCUGGAGAUUACCACUGCCCUGGACAUCGAAGGGUUCACCACGUUGUUGCUACCAGCAGGGGAGCACAGACCUCUGGAUCCGACUGCUCUCAGAGGAGUGUCAGGGAUGCUGCACGAUUCUGCUCCCAGAGUGCUAGCCUCGCACUUGACCAAGAUCGACCUUGAGAUAGCUCUUCAGCCUGGUCCAGGAAACCGAAACGGUCUCAGCGGAAUAGAGUUAGCUACUUUACCUCAUGGUAGACAAGCCAGAAUAGAUCUGAUCGAACGAUCCGAGUGCUUAAAGCUUCUCGUAGCUGUGACCGUGCUGGCCGGAGCCACUGCCAUCGAGAGAGCUGCCACCAUCAGCAAGUGGAUCAAGGUUGCCAUCGACACCAAGACUGCCCUGGGCAAUCUGUACGGCUUCUGCGGAGUGAUGCUCGGUUUGUGUCUGCCUCAGAUCCAAAGGUUGGCUAACACGUGGCACCUGUUGAGGCAGAAGCACACGGACGAGGCCUUCAGCUUCGAGGCCAAGCUCAGACCCACCCUCCGGGCAAUGAACGAGUGCACCAACCCUCAGGCACCCAAUACGACACUGCCACACCUGCUGCCUAUCGCUUUGCUCGGUGAACGAGGUCCCGAGGACAUUUUGGGAACCGUAACUCCAUCGGGUUUGGCAGCAGCGAUCCUGUCCCCGUGGGAAAACUCAGCGCCAGAUUGUGGUUUAUCCAUAGUGUGGUCGCACUUGGAAUCUGCUCGCAAGAUGGCAGAGAACCUGCCACUGUUUCGUAGGAACGCGGAGAUCGUGCUGGAAGGUUCAAGAAGCGACGAAUUAUUGUCUGACGCGUUUCGAACGGAAUUUCACAUAAAAUUCCUAUGGGGCAGUCGCGGUGCCACCGUGGCUCCCGAAGAGAGGCACUUGAAGUUUACCCAGGUGUUAGACGCCAUGUUCGAUAAAUGCUCGACGAGCGAAGUAGCGGCCUAAACGCGAUCAACGGAUGGAUUGCUUUGGAACUUUGUUUUCUUUCCAGAAAUAAAAAAUAUAUUCUCCUGUGACGAGAAUGGGAGAGAACGUGGGACCCGAACAUUUAUUUUUCACUUAUUUUUACGUGCUCGUGUAAAUUAUAAUUAUGUAAUUAUGUAAUUAAGUGACUGUAAUUAUAUUGUAAUUUCUUAGGAUGUUUUAGUUGAGAUAAGAUUCAAUUGUGAUGAAUGCGUUUUGCGUGUGUUCGAAGUUUGGGCAAAGGAUCGAAAGCCUUUUCGCUCAUGAUGCUUUCUCUUGCAAUAAAGUCGUAGCUCGUAAGUGAAACGUGAUUCUUCUAUCGCUGUGCUUUAUCGGAGAAGAAGAAACGGUAAUGAAUGCAACAACGAAAUAAUAUACAUAUGCGAUAAUUGAAUCACGUUUGUCGCUGAGAAACAAUCAAAAGCAUAGAGAUAACAUAUUCAAACCCAGAAUAAGAGUGGAGAGAACGUUGCUUAUAUAAAAUGUCUAAUACAACAAGGUUGGGUUUGAAAUUGUUAACAGAAACGAAGUAACUGUGGAAAGAUGUAAUCGCAGAUAAUAACAAUGAAACGUGUCGUAUUUAACAAACAAUUCCUGAAAACAUUAAUGAUCCUUUCGUCGUUAAUAAUGACAAUAUGAUAAUCAAAUCGAGUUGAUCUGUCAUGUACUUAAUCUUUAAUCGAUUCAAAUAUUCGGCCGAUAAUACGUUGUAAAUGUUGUUCACGUUUGUUCACAUUUAAUAUACGAAGAAAGAA
Molecule: messenger RNA, 7668 nt
Organism: Megachile rotundata (alfalfa leafcutting bee)
Lineage: Eukaryota; Metazoa; Arthropoda; Insecta; Hymenoptera; Megachilidae
Product: breast cancer anti-estrogen resistance protein 3 homolog
Biological process (GO): small GTPase-mediated signal transduction; positive regulation of peptidyl-serine phosphorylation
Molecular function (GO): phosphotyrosine residue binding; guanyl-nucleotide exchange factor activity
Source: RefSeq, a predicted model, not a curated record